ACGAUCAGAGUUUCGAAACUCAAAAAGGAAAAGGAACAAAUUCAGAAAGACAGCUUGACAUAAGGAAGAAAGAUGUCCAAUACUUCUAAAGCUCUAGGAUAUGAAAGUGUAGACGCCUUCCUGGAGGAAUGCUUGAGAGAAAAACCACCUGAAGAAGUUAAAAAAUUCUACGCAAACUGGGCUGCCAACUAUGACAAGGAAGUAAAAGAAAUUGAGUACAACGGACCCGAAUUAUUUGCGAAAUCCUUUAUAAAGUUAAAUGUACCACAAAAUGUCAAAAUCAUAGACAUAGCAGCUGGAACGGGAACUCUCGGAGAAAAGCUGAAUGCAAUGGGUUACAAGUAUAUCGAUGCUUUGGAUGGAACACCAGAGAUGUUAGAUAUCGCCAGAAAGAAAAAUGUAUACAGAAAUUUCUAUCAGUUCUUCCUGGGGUGUGGUUAUGAGUCGCCAAUCAAAGAUGGUACUUAUGACGUAGCAAUGUGGAGUGGCGCAUUUGGACAAGGACAUAUUCCAUACACUGCUUUCCACGAAAUUAUUGCCAUGGUAAAACAAGGGGGUCUAGUCUGCUGGUUGUUCGAGUACCCUACUGAACAGAACGACGAAGAAAACUUCAAGAGCGUAAUGGACGAUUUAACAGACAACGGCAAGUGGAAAGCUAUUCAAGAUCCUGUUUGUUUAGACGAAUAUUUGAAUCAUAAUAGUGGAAUGUUUUAUGCGAUGAAAAAACUGUAGCCUUUAAUUGGAUCUGAAAUUCAAAUUUGUGAGAUGAUAUUUUUUUCAAGAUUUCUCGAUAAUAUAAAGUCAUGCUGAUGAUUAUUUGAAA
Messenger RNA from Limulus polyphemus (Atlantic horseshoe crab), 823 nucleotides. Its product is annotated as methyltransferase-like protein 27. The transcript has 6 exons. The record is from RefSeq and is a predicted model, not a curated record. NCBI's taxonomy places the organism in Eukaryota, Metazoa, Arthropoda, Merostomata, Xiphosura, Limulidae. Bases 73 to 732 code for a protein of 219 amino acids.